This is a messenger RNA of Daphnia carinata, 447 nucleotides long. Its product is annotated as neuropeptide-like protein 31. The transcript is spliced from 3 exons. The record is from RefSeq and is a predicted model, not a curated record. NCBI's taxonomy places the organism in Eukaryota, Metazoa, Arthropoda, Branchiopoda, Diplostraca, Daphniidae. Bases 113 to 343 code for a protein of 76 amino acids.
UCGGGGAAUCGGUAUAAAAACCGGAGUGCUCCAACCGGUUCGUCACAACUUGUCUGCAACUCCGUCUAAGAAGACAACACUCGCACAAAGACUGUCCCAGUUCUUCAACACGAUGGCAGUUAAUUUCAAAAUCACGCUGCUUGUGGUUGUUUUGAUGAUCGUCGCUGUGGCAAUGGCGAAAAAAGUUAAAUUAUAUUAUGGCCAUGGUGGUUAUGGUGGCUACGGUGGAUACGGAGGCUACGGUGGAUAUCGUGGAUAUGGCGGAUAUGGCGGAUAUGGCUAUCCAUAUGGAGGCUAUGGCGCUGGAUACGGACAUGGCUAUUACAGCGGAUACGGCUAUUGAUGAACGAACACUUUUGUUUUGAAAAUUAUGAUGACCUUACACUCGUUUAUAUAUCUGUAUGGACACACCCGGCAGGCAUAUACAUUGCAAUUUUUUCAAGUGAA